Anopheles bellator is the source of this 1690-nucleotide messenger RNA. RefSeq names its product dynein regulatory complex subunit 3-like. Gene Ontology annotation, molecular function: protein binding. The record is from RefSeq and is a predicted model, not a curated record. Lineage: Eukaryota; Metazoa; Arthropoda; Insecta; Diptera; Culicidae. The coding region runs from base 1 to 1671 and encodes 556 amino acids. The transcript has 8 exons.
AUGACCGAAAGUACACUCGCGACUGAUUCCACCUUCAACAAGGAACUUGAACCUGGCGUAAUUAGCAAUGAAAUGCUCACCAAAGCGAUUCUGGAGCAAGGUCAUAAAGGAGAGGCCGGCCGGUUGGCGCUGUUGAAUCAAUUGCAUCUCGAGACCGUCACCGUCAUUCGUCUCGAGUUUCAAAGUAUCCUCAAAAUUGACCAUCUUUGGGUGAUGAAAAAUUUGGAAGUGCUUUCGUUGUCCUUCAACAAGAUUGACAAAAUCGAAAACCUGUCCCGACUGUCGAAGCUAAAGGAAUUGAAUCUUUCGUUUAACUAUAUCGAAAAAAUCGAAAAUCUGGAGAAGCUGGAAAAUUUACGAAUUCUCUCACUCUACGGCAACCGCAUAUCGCGCAUCGAAAACGUAGACAAGCUGGAGAGGCUGGUUAUCUUCAGUGUAGGAAGGAAUAAUAUUGGCACCCUGGAAGGUUUGGAGCGGCUAAGGUUUCUGAAAGACCUACGGUCACUCAACUUGGCCGAAAACCCUAUCGCCCAGGAUACCUCCAAACCGUUGCGCCCUUAUUUGGCCACCUUGUUGCCGCAGUUGAAGUACUACGAAUACGUAUUGAUCCGCCAGCACGAACGAGAUUCUGGCAAGGAGUUGUUUCAACGCGAGCUUAUCGAGAUCCUGGAAAACGAACGUGUAGAAAUAAUCGAACGUGCGAGGGUCGCGAAGGAACGGGACGACGAAAUUAAACUCUCGCAAAGUUUUGUUGAACAUUUGAAUGGCCACCAAUUGUUUGACACGUUGUUCGGGAACGACCCGGAGGGCGAAGCACUGUUGACCAUAGGCAGCGAAGCCUUGGAUUUGAAAAACGACUACCGGAACGAGGCUUACUCCUUCACGCAACAGAUAUACAGGACAGGUUUAGAGCAACAUGAAAAACGGCAAGCGGAAAUCGAGCUCUACAAUCGCUGUAUACGGGAUGAACGGAAGAAGGCACAGUUGCUGGGUCAAAAGUACAUCAAUAAUUUCAUAGAAUCGUACAACAAGAUGUCGGUUGCAGCGAAAGAAAUAGUGGCCAGUUUGAGAGGAAAAGACCUGAACAGCAAAACAUACAACCCGCAUACCGAGAAGCUGCUGGAUGAGCUGAACCUAUGCAAAAGCGGUUUUAACUCCCUGUUUGAGGACACGUGGCACACUUUGAUGGGAAUCGAAAUGCAGCUGUUUGAACGAACGGAGGAGGGCAACUUUACGUUUGAAAACACUAUUAAGGAAAUGACCAAUGAGUUCAUUGAGCUUGCACAAGCGCAGUUUGUGUUGUUGCGAGAGGCAGAGAUCAACUUUAGCGACACGUUGGUGGAUACUGUGCAGCAAUUUGUGACCAUUAAGGCUGCGUCCGGCCAGGCCGACAGACUCCCGGAUGCGUUGAAGGAGUCUUUGGACGACAAAGAUGUCAUAAGCAACAUGGCCGCAGGCAUGCGAGAUCAGCACAUGCAGUUGAUAGACGCUAGGGAAGAUAAGCUGAUAACGCGUAGCCGAAACUGGGUUAAGGAACUGUGCGAUGAUCUUCAGAAUUCUGAAAUUAAACGCAACCGGGCGAAAGUUUUAGAAAUAACAUAUUUUCUUGACCAACAUCGACAAACAUUCAUGAGCGCGUUCGAUGAAGUUGCCAGCAAGUUGGAAGUAUAAUAACACCGUAAUUUAUAAC